AUGCGUCUUCCACGAGAACUACACGGCAACCCGCAAUCCGCCGAUCCACCCUUCGAUUUAUCGAUUUUUGACAUUGAAUCCGGCCAGAAAGUUGCAAAAUAUGAGCCAGGCAAAAUCUAUCGUGUGAAAUUGGAGGCCUAUGUGCAUUUUCGCGGGUUGAUGUUGCAGACGAGGUUGUGUACUUCUCGAGGAGAAAUCAUUGGAACUCUUCGUGGCGGCAAAUUCAUUGAGGAUGAACAAUGGGAAGCGCAUGGUGAGUUUGAGUAGUCUGGAAACUAGGAUACGUUGAACAUACGGCUUUUUUGAAUUUUCGGAGAAGCAAUACGUAAAUUAUUUACCUAGAAGUAAAAAUCCUUCAAAAACAUGAUUUUUGAUCAAUUUUUGCAGGUUCAUUGAUUUUUCUGUAUACAAAUCCAUGAUUUGAGUCAAUUCCAGCUGGUGUAGUUCUUGAGGAGAAUGCUGGAAAAAGCAGAAAAUUGAACCUAGGGUUUUAUGAAUUUUCGAAAAACCUAUCCGUAAAAAAAAUUACCUGGAGCGGGAAAAAAUCAUGGGAAACUGCUAUUUUCAAGUUUUGAGACGAUUAGAAUUUAGAAGACCAGCCGAAACACAUUGAAAACCCCUGAAAACAUGUUUUUCUCUGAAAAAAAAACAAAAAUAAAAUCUCCCAAAAACCAUGCACCGAUUGCAAAAAGCCGUGCGAUGGGUUGCAAACACGGGCGGGAAUUCAAACACAUCAGAUUCACUGUAUUUUUUUUUAUCACAGGGGUUUUUUCACUACCGAGAAUUAAUCACGUACAAAACAUUUUAUCUGACGACAAAAAACCUCCGCAAACAGCACGCUACGUGGCCGACAAAAAAAACAAUAGCGUGUGGCCGGCCUCGCGAGAUGUCGGUCGCUGCAAACACACAUAUAGCCCGACUUUUUUCUUUUUAUUGUGUGUCUUUUGAGCCAAAGGGUUUUCAAUUUUCUUUUUGAAAAUCUGAAAACCUAAGCUCCGCCCACAUGUCUGUGCGGAAAAAGAUGGGCGGAGCCUAUUUGCUCGAUUACAAUUUUGCAUUGACUCGGUAGUGAAAAAACCCCUGUGUUUUUGCAAUUCGAGGGAGACGCAGACUUUAACGUGUGCAGACAAAUCUCUCGCCGAAAAAGGGAGAGAAAUAGUGUGUGGCAGACACACAUCGUGUCGAGACCAGCGAGUGUCUGCGUCUCCUCGAAAUUGCAUUUUUCUAUUAGAAAAAACACAGUGGAUUAAUCGAUAUUUUUUUUCAUUUUUUUGUCACAGAAAAACAUGAAAAUCUUGAGAAUGAAAAAUAAAAUAUUUUAUUAUUUUCAAGCGUGACAUUUCCUGAUGCCAACUCAGCUUCCUCAUUUUCCUCAAAAAAAUCAAUCAUCAGUAAAUAUUUUUAUUUCAAGGUCUUCAAUUCCACCAAUGCGGUCGUCUUCACACCAACGAUUCUCUCACCCACACAAUUGAUGACAAAAAAUUCCUGGCCGAAACAAAAUGGACCACCGCGAGAGAUAUUGGCAAUGUACAAUUUGUGUGAGUACUUUUUAUUGACAUUUUUGAGAGAUAGAAACAUGUGGUGAGAUGGCCGAGCGGUCUAAGGCGCUGGUUUAAGGCACCAGUCCCUUCGGGGGCGUGGGUUCGAAUCCCACUCUCAUCAGCUAUUUUUAUCUUUUUUUUUUAUUUGGAAAAAAAAUUUCAGCGCCACAAUCGCCACUGAAAAUCAAUUAUAUUGGGAGAAAUGGCGACCAAGAAGUUCUUUUCUACUGGGACCAAAUGAAAAUGGCGAUUUAUUGAAAGAAGAAUUAUUUUUAUACAAUAAUCAAAAUAAUGUCGAAAAUAAUAUGGAAACCGAAGUGAAAGCUUCCGAAUAUCCACUUUUCGAGGAGCAACAAGAAUUUCUGAAAGAGAAGAAUUUGACGAUUUUUGAGGUGGAUAAAAAGGUUUUUGGAAUUUCUGAUGGCGAACAGGAAGGAAGUGGAAUUUUGGCGGAAGAAGAGGUAGGGUUUCUGGCUUUGUAGAAUCCUGUGAAAUUUGUAAAAAAUUUCAGCCAAAAUCAUCGAUUUUCACAUCGAAAUUCACUGAGGAUUCUUCACAGGUUACGGCUUUUAUGGUUGGAAGGAUUUUCAAAAAAUUCGCUCCGAUAAAUGAUACGAUUUUGAGAGAAGAUGAUUUGAGAUUUUUGAAUAAUCAUAAUGUUCAACAUGAUUUUGUGGAUUUGGAGGAGGAAAAGGAAAAUGGAAGUGGAAAUGAGAAUGAAGAAGAAGAAGAAGUGAAGAAAUUGUUGAAAGAGGAAAUUGGUAGGAAUUUUAUUAGACAUAAUAUUUACUGUCAGGAAUAGAUAAAACAAAGUUUGGAGCUCCAAAAUUUAAAUAUUUUUGAAACAGUGGAUUAUUUUACAAGAAUUUGGAAAUAUUUUUUUGGCAACUGGGAAACGUUCUGGAAUUGAAAAAAAGAUGGGCUGAAAAUUUUCGGAGGUUUUUUGAAACGUACAUUUUUUUGGACCGAAAAAUACAGAAAUUCAAUUUUUUCUGAAACAGCAAAUUUUACAUGGACAUUUUUGACGAAAAUUUUUGAGCUUUAAAUUUUUCUUCAGAACUAAUAAUGUUCACAUCGAAAAGUUUAGCUUCACAUUAAUUUCUUGAAAAAAUUUUGAAACAGUAUUAUUUUUCCAGACCCCGUCUGCAUUUCCAACUACUGUCAAAACAAUUCCACAUGUAUACCAAAUUCUUCCCCAAAUUCUGCUCAAAACUACACUUGCCAAUGUCAAAAUGAUUAUCAUGGAGAAUUUUGUGAUCGAAAAUGUCCUGAAGAUUUUUGUAAGAAAGAAGGAAUUUGUUAUUUGAAACCGAAUACGGCGAAUUUUGCGUGUAAAUGUGUGCCUGGAACAACUGGAAAAAGAUGUCAGAUUGGUGAGAACGAUUCCAAUAAAUUAAAAUUUCAAUUAUGAAAAUUUUGAAACAGUAACUUUUUCUACAAAAAAAUGAUGUUUUUCUCUGAAGGUCAAGCGUUAAGAAUUUCAAAAAUAAAUUGAAAAAUCCUGAAGCAUUAUUUUUGCUCUGAAAAUUCACAUGGCAAAAAGUUUUUAAUUCAUUCUUCCUAAUACGAGACUGAGAAUGCAGUAAAAACAUUCAAAUUUCUGUUGUGAAAACUUUGAAACAGUAACUUUUCCUAUCAAAAAUUUUACUUUUUGCAGAAAUCAAUGAAUGUGACUGGAAAAAGUGUCAAAAUGACGCGAAAUGCACAGAUAUCCGAAAUGGAUAUAUUUGCGAAUGCGCCGAUGGUUUUAUGGGAAAAAAUUGUGAAAGAAAAUGUUCGGAUAUUUAUGGAUCAUGUAAAAUAUGGAGAAGAGAGGGACAAUGCGAAUUUAUGAGAGAGCAGACCGAUUUUUUCGAUGUGAAUUGUGCUGAAUCUUGUGGAAUUUGUAGACAGAAAGGGGAUUUGAAUUCGAAUUUGACUGAAGGUAGGAGGAUUUUUGAGGGUUGGAAGUUUCGAGACCUUAUCAAAAAUCUUUAAUGUAAAAGUUUCAUGAGAAUUUUUUGAAACAGUGGAUUUUUUUUUUGCAAAAAAAUAGAACUUGUUUUUUUUCUCUGCAGAGAGGGUUACUAAUCAAUUUUUUGUCAAAUAUUUUUAUAAGAAUUUUUGAAACAGUGAUUUUUCCUAGGAAAUUCAAAUAAAGACGAACUAAAAUUGUUGAGAGCAGAUUUUGUUUGAAUAAUUUUUGAAACAGUGGUUUUUGGGAGAAAGGAAAAAUAUUCUAGAACCAAUUGUAAGAAGAAAAUAAUUUUUAUUCCAAAAAAUUUCUACAUGUUAAUUUUUUCAUGUCUAAAAUCUCAAUUAUUCUUCAGUCGAACCUCUCAGUCCAUAUUCCCGCAAUUAUAUUCCACUUCAACCAAUUCUUUAUCCUUUUCAUUGGCUUUUGGGUGAAUGGAAAACAUCAAUAAAAGGAUAUAAUAAUCAUACAACUGAUUAUCCAAUUGAUCUAAUUAAUACAAUUAAUUAUAAUGAGACACUAACAAUAUCAGUUAUUCCAUCGCUAAUGUUUGGAACAUCAUAUUUGAAUUAUUCGUCGGAAAUUGUUAGUGAAGAUUUGGAAAAUUCACAUAUUUCUAAUGGAUUUAUCACAAUUCAACAGUAUAAACAAGAAAAUUUGGAAGAAAAUAAGGAAAAAGGAGCAAUGACUACUGUAUCAAAUACUGGAUUGAUUAUGAUUGAAGAAGGUGAAAUUAUUGAUCGAAAAGAUGAAAAAAUGUUUGUUCUAACACCAACUUAUGUUUAUUAUCAUAAAGAGGAAAAUUUGGCGAAGAAACCGGAAAAGGUAAGUUAUUCAGUUUUGUAAAAAACUACCUCUGAGAAAAAUAUUGUUUUCAAAUUUUCUGAAAUUAGAGGCAAAAACCCUAGUAACAUUUAAAAAAAAUCCAGAAUUUCAUACGUUUCAGAAAUGUUUUUUGAGAAAUUUCAAAUUGAAAAUUGUUGAUUCUUGGUAAAUGUUUUCAAUUAUUCUUGUUUUUUGGAAUUUCAAAAGCAAUAAGCGUAUUCCAAAAAUUAACUGUUUCAAAAAAUUAUAUUUUAAAAAUUUACUGUUCGCAGUAUAAACAUCAAAAAAUAUUUUUUGCAGAUGAAACGUUGGUUUACAAUUCGAAAUAAUCGACUUCUUCAAUACAUGGUUCGAGAAUUCAAAGGUCGAACUCAUAAAUUCACAAAAAUUUAUGAGAAAACAAAAGAUUUCGAAUUUUUGUGA
Molecule: messenger RNA, 4743 nt
Organism: Caenorhabditis angaria
Lineage: Eukaryota; Metazoa; Nematoda; Chromadorea; Rhabditida; Rhabditidae
Source: the annotation of a GenBank genome assembly